UGUCAAAAAGGGCUGGGACGAAAACGGGCGACUUCGGGAUAUCGUACAAAAUUAAUUAUUUACACGUGAAAAUAACAAAGUAAACUGUAAUAAUGUGAUUAAAAAUGUUUGUGGACUGGGCGUGCGUACGCCGAAUCGGCUAAAACGGCGUAAACUGCUCCCUGUGUGGACGUUUAACCUCGCUAGUUUUGGCGCAAUUGUUUUCUCAUUUAUCGUUUUGGUAUCAUGUUGAAAUUCAAAAAGAUGGGAUCGGAUAAAGUGCCAUUGCUUCUGGUGACCGCCAACGUGGGAUCAAUAUUCGAGGAACCGUCAGUGAUGCUGCCAAUAUGGACGUCGGAGUUCUUGCAAGCAGUCGCCCGUAUGGACCCGAAGUUCAUAGCGCUUCACCUCCAAGAAGUAGGGGGCAAAGCAUAUGAGAAGUCGAUGCAGUACGUACAAGACUUCGUGCAGAGGCUGAUGGACUGCCCGGAGCUGAGACUCUUUGACAAGAUCAGGAUUUUCCUCGAUGAAGACUUCAGUUCGCCGGAGAAAUUUACGGCUCUAGGCAACAUGUACUUCGCUCACUCAUCGCUAACCGACCUCAAGAUUUGGGACUUCGAGCUGAAGGCGUACGUGGACGCGGCGGGCAAGGAGCUGCACAGCGGGAACAUCGAGAAGGUGCCCACUAAGGAGAAGGCCAAGUUCCCGCAGCAUUUCUUCCCCGAGUGCAAAUGGUCCCGCAAAGGCUUCCUGCGCACGCGCUGGCUGAUCCGCGGCACGGCCCUGGAGUUCGUCAACAUCCACCUGUUCCACGACGCCAGCAACCUGCUAGCAGUCGAGCCCUUCCCGUCUGUGUACUGCCGAAGCAGGCGGCGGGCUUUACGUCACACGUUGCGACACUUGCACUCGGACGUAAACGCUGCGCCUUACUUCAUAUUCGGGGACUUUAACUUCAGAACCGAUACCGGAGGCGUCGUCAAGAAAAUAACCGAAGAGCUGACAGCGUGCCGAUUACAAAACGGCGGCAAUGCGGACGCGUCCAAACUGCAGUAUCGGUCCGCGACCGACGGCCGCGUGGUACUAACGGUCGGCAAGAAAGAGUUCUCGCAUCUGGACCACCAGAAGAUCUUCAGAGAGCCUUGGCUGCAACGAUACGACCGCGAGUUGGAAGCGCUUCGGCCGCACUUGUACGAGUUUCCCGUGAAGUUCCCGCCGUCCUACCCUUUUGAGGAAGAUGUCCAUCUACCCACGCAUUACAUGAAGACGCGGUGCCCGGCGUGGUGCGACCGCAUCCUGCUGUCCCAGUCCGCGAGGCUACUAGUCCAGCAGGACGCCGCGCGCCCGGCCGAGAACAGGCACUUGCACACUUCCAGAAAAUCGGUAGCUGAAUCUACAGACAGUAGCAGCGGCCGAGUGUCGUCUUCCGACAGCAGCCCGGCAAGGUCUGGGUCGCCAGUCAGACAAAAUCACCAAUCUAGUCCCAGUAAGACUUUAGAGAAGAAGGGCAGUGUAGCAGAUUUGGACGCGUUGUCCGUGCCAGGUAUCACGGUCAGCCGGAAGAGUAUUGCUGACCCUACGAGCGUGCAGCAAGCUAUUAACGCAAGGGUAUCAGAAAGCGAAGGCUCGCCGAACCGUCGCAAACUAGUCCGCAACCAAUCAGAAGGCUCGCCCAAGCCCUGCCCCGGCGUGUCGUGCGAGCUGCGUCGGCUCGUGGACGCGCCCGCGCGCAAGCGACACGACUACGGCGUCAUCGGGCCCGCCUCGUGCAUGGGCGACCACAAGCCCUGCCCCGGCGUGUCGUGCGAGCUGCGUCGGCUCGUGGACGCGCCCGCGCGCAAGCGACACGACUACGGCGUCAUCGGGCCCGCCUCGUGCAUGGGCGACCACAAGCCCUGCCCCGGCGUGUCGUGCGAGCUGCGUCGGCUCGUGGACGCGCCCGCGCGCAAGCGACACGACUACGGCGUCAUCGGGCCCGCCGCGUGCAUGGGCGACCACAAGGGCUCGCCCGAGCCCUGCCCCGGCGUGUCGUGCGAGCUGCGUCGGCUCGUGGACGCGCCCGCGCGCAAGCGACACGACUACGGCGUCAUCGGGCCCGCCGCGUGCAUGGGCGACCACAAGGGCUCGCCCGAGCCCUGCCACGGCGUGUCGUGCGAGCUGCGUCGGCUCGUGGACGCGCCCGCGCGCAAGCGACACGACUACGGCGUCAUCGGGCCCGCCGCGUGCAUGGGCGACCACAAGCCGAUCUACUUACGCGUGAUGCUGCAAUCGGACCGAGGUACCUUAGAGUGUUGUGACAGCAAGCUCCCCUGUCUCCUCUGCGGGGCUCCCCGGCCCCUAGCACGUCGUCCCACACACCCCGACCUCCUCAGACCCCCCGCUACCCUCCCCAAAACCUCCCCCCUCCAUAAAACGUCCUCUCUUCAUGACAUAACCAUCCCCCACGUCGAAAUAACCAACGCAGACUAUUGCAGCUACGACGGUAUAUUCGUAAAUGACAUAGACAAUACGCUGCUGACAGUUCGUCAGUGCGUUGACCCCUACACGCCAGAGAGUAUAGACUCCCACACGCCGAAUAUAGAAAGGUCAUCUUCAGAUGAAAUUACGGAGAUCGCGUAUGUCGAACCGAAAGCGAAACUUAAUCGGGAUAGGAGCGUGUCUCCGACGCAGUUGAAGAAUCGAUUGGAUGCUUUAAUAAAUGAUGGCUUUGAGACUAAAAGUAGGAAAGUUUCAAGGAGUUCGAUGACCGAUAGUAAAAGAGGUUGGAAGUGCUUGAUUUGGGAGUGCUGUGGGUUAUGUCGUAGGAGAGACAGCGAGAACGAUAAAGGCCCGUUGCGGUGACGAUGAUGUUACGAUAAGCUUGUCAGGAACAUUUAAAGGUCAUAGCACACCUAUCAACCCAGAAACGGAUCAACACCGUAUCGCCUUUCGCCGCGCUGUCAAACCAGGCGAGGCGUUUACGUUACGGUGCGGAUAAGUGUGCGUUGAAGUACGGGGUUUCGUACAAAGAACACUGACAGCCUUGAUUUGAUAUGGUCACGAUCCGUUUCCGGGUUGAUAAGUGUGUUUCGUCCCUAUGACGUGACAUUAAAAAAGAAAGACAAGUAGUCAUUUUUAAUAUUAAUUUUAUAGAACUACAUAUGAAUAAGUUUACCAAACUCAAUUGAAAUUCUGACAAACUAUUGCACGAAAAUCGUGUGUUAUGAUGACAAAAAAAUCUCUAAUAUAUCGAUUUUGAAUUGACCAUAGAAGCAUAGAUACAAGUCUGUGAUUCGUUGAAUACCAAAACCAAAACCCAUCCCAAGUCCUUCCUUUUGGCGGAACCGUGUGUGCAUUAUCGUGUAGCUUUACGUAGUAGUAGUCUAAUGUAUGCCUUUUAAAUUAAAAUGUAUCAUAAAUACUGAUAAUAAGGACUGAAUUUCGUUAACACAAAUUUUAUUGACCACCAGGGCGGCGCCACUGUAGUUUUAAUUUUUAUUUUUCUGGAUUUUAUUUGACAAGUACGAUUAACAGCGCGUCGAGCGUAACUGUGAAAAGCCCGAUUGUGCAAAUAACAUUAUUUGUAGACAUAAUAUGCACUGAUGAUUAUACAUGAUGAUGUAUUUUAAUACUUUUAAUUUAAAAGGCAAAAUAACUGCACAUUUGCACUUAUAUUAGUAUUUUUGUUGUGUUUUGUUGUACUUAGGGCCCACUUAGACGACCAACUUAAAAAUAAUUCGUAGACUAUGAAAGGUAUUCGUCUAUGCAGGCCUUAAUUAAGUAUAGAUCGUUUCAUCCACGAAGACGCGCCCCACCAUUCUUCCGCUAAUGUUUGAGUGUUAUCGUCAUCAUCAUCAUCAUUUCAGCCACAGGACGUCCACUGCUGAACAUAGGCCUCCCCCAAUGCUUUCCAUGUUGAUCGAUUGGUAGCGGCCUGCGUCCAGCGCUUCCCUGCUACCUUUACGAUGUCGUCGGUCCACCUUGUAGGUGGACGUCCCACGCUGCGUUUUCCGGUACGCGGCCUCCAUUCCAGUGAGUGAGUGUUAUCGGUACACGCUAAAUUAUCCAUGAGUGCACACGCAUACUAGAAUCAUGACGCUCGGAUUGCUCGGAUCAAACUCCCCGCACCCCGCGCGACCGAGACAAAAAAUUGGUGGGGCGCGUCUUCGUGGAUGAAACGAUUUAUCCCUACUUGACCAAUGACAUCGGUCGUUGAACCUGAAAUGAUAGUGUUGCCAAUUUCUCAUUGCUUGUGUGACGUUUGCAAUACCAAAUUACCGAUACUGAUUGUUCAAUACUUAUCUCGAAUAAUUGAAGUUUGAAUAUUUAUAUUCUAUUGCGAUUAACUCCACUUUUUAUACAAAUCAGUAAAAAAACAAGUUGGUCAGAAACUAAAGCAUUAUCGAAAGUAUACUUAGGCUGAGUUGCACCACCUAACUUUGACAACAUUAACGAUAACCGGUGUUUUUUGUAUGGAGUUUGACAGAUUUUUGACGUUUGUCAAAGUUAAAGUAAGAUGGUGCAACCCAACCUUAGUUGAAGUGAGUGACCACAAAGCAAUCCCGCCCUGCCAUGAGUGAAAUGUGACUCAGAUCAAUUAUCAAUUGUUUCGUGUCCCUUACCCGUAGUUAAACUAAAGUUACCAAAUAAUUUUACCCAAAAAUCAGUUUUGCAUGGAUGUUGGUUUCAUUUUAAAAUCGCAUGAAUUAGUUGUUUUCGCUUACUUAAAUUAAUAACUUGCACUAUUAGGAAGUAUUUUAUACAUUUUUCUAGAUUUUCCUUCACUCCUUUCUCCAACGUCCAAUUUACUAUUGAAAAAAAAAACAUUAUUUUUGUUUGUUUUUCUAGCAUUUAUAAUUUUGAAAUGAAACUUUGUAUAUUAAUGCAAUUUCAAUUUGUAGAUACUAUUUUUAAUUAUGGCAAUAUUCGUUUUAGUGGGUUUACAGCGUUGAGCUGUGUAUAUAAUAAUGCAAUAUUUUAUUUAUAUUUUUUGUACAGAACAAUACAAAUAUACCAAAUGCUUAAAUUGUUCUAGUCUAGCACUGCUCAAGCAGAUUGUAAGCUAUUCUUAAUAUCUUUGUAUACAGGGUGUUAGGUAAAUGGGUAUAUGAGCCGACACUAGCCCAUGUUAACAUGGGCAUAUAAAUGGUAUGGUGAAGUCAGAAAUUUUGUAUCGUCAUUUUAUUUUUUUUAAUUUUCAUACAAAAUAAAUUUUAUAAAAUCCGAUUUGUAUGAAAAUUAAAAUGAUUAAAAUGAAGAUAUCAAUUUUCUGACUUCACCAUACCAUUUAUAUGACCAUAUUAACAUGGGCUAGUGUCGGCUCAUAUACCCAUUUACCUAACACCCUGUAUACAUAAGUAGACUAUUUUUACAUUAUUUUUAAUAUCAGAAGUGUUCAACAUUUCUUACCAAAUUAACUAAGCUUAAUAUUUAGUUACCAAGCAAAAAGUAGUGUAGAUUUAGUGACUAAAAAUCUAAUAAUGUAGUAAGAACACUUACUGACAAAAAACAUCAAAUUAUUUUAUUUCACUCAUGUAUACAAUUGUAUACACGUGUAUUAUUCUAGAAAUAUUUACCAACCCAUGUAACCAUUUCGCUUAGCGCUUCGCUUACAAGUAAAUAUUAUUUGAAUACAUAUUUAAAUAAUAAUAUAUUUAUAUACAAACUGUUGCAAUAUAUAGCCACGCUUUAACUUUUAAAGUUUAAAUUUAUAACUAAAGUCACUAUUAAUUAAGACUGUAAAUCAACAAGCAAUGCAAUGUAAAAUAUUCAAUAUUAAUAGUUGUUUUCCAUUUCAUUGCUCGUAAGUGUAAUAUAAUGUAGUUAGAGUUUUUAAUGUUUGCAAGGUGCAGUGCAAUAACGAAGUGGGUUAAUAUCUUAAGUCGCGUUCACACAUUGGAUAAUGUAUCUAUAUAAAAUUAAAUAUACCUACAAAUUAGACAAAAGUAUUUUUCCCUUUUCAUUCCGGGUGGCACAGUGCUUCUUCCACCGAUGUUAUCCGAUGUUUCGAAUGUAUCUAUCCAUCCCUCUCACACAAAGUGAAAGUGACAGUGUCAGAACCGAAAAUAAGUUUGCGUUGGCGAAUUUAUGUUAGGCGCUUAUGUCAAAAUCCAAUACAGUUCCAGACCCUAUUGUGAUGUAAAUUAUAACCAAUGUGUGGCCCCACGCGGCUUUAGAUUCUGAUACAGAGAUGUGCAGUAAAAAAAGACAAUCAGUGGGCUGAGUGUGAGUUUUUUUCAAACGCGCUCACUAGUGAGCCCGUUUAAAAAAUGUAUGGAAAUUUUAGUUUUUGAAAGUUUCCCGCCAGGGGCGCUGUACAAUCCGUCAUACAGUUAAUGUGAUUUUUUGACGCGCUCACUAGUAAGCGCGUUUGAAAAAAACUCACACUAGGCCCUCAGAAGAUAGCCUAAUGGCUAACAGUACAUUUUUGUAUUUUAACAGUGAAUUGUUAACUUUUAAAGCACAAAACCGGCGUUAUGUUCCCAUAUUUAUUUAUAACGCAUUCAUUCAUUACUGUCAAUUAAUUACUGGACAUCUUUAAAAUACAGGAUUUAAUUGUAAGACAUCCAGUCACUUUUUAUAACAAUUUUGUGUGAGUUAAUCCUGAUCAUCGUUCGUUUAUAAUAGUUAUUACUUAUAAAAUAUAUUAAACCAAUUUUUCACUUGAAUGGAUCCCUUUUUAAAUUAUUUUGGUUGGCUUGAAAACCUACUUCAAUUUACCUUGUAACGUGGUGUUAGAAUUUAUAUUUAAUAAACAUUCCGCACUGA
Messenger RNA from Ostrinia nubilalis (European corn borer), 6723 nucleotides. RefSeq lists its product as uncharacterized. The transcript is spliced from 16 exons. Lineage: Eukaryota; Metazoa; Arthropoda; Insecta; Lepidoptera; Crambidae. Gene Ontology annotation, molecular function: inositol-polyphosphate 5-phosphatase activity. The coding region runs from base 226 to 2817 and encodes 863 amino acids. Gene Ontology annotation, biological process: phosphatidylinositol dephosphorylation. The record is from RefSeq and is a predicted model, not a curated record.